GAUUCACCUUGAAGGGAACCGCUUUGUCCUUACCUGCCUUGCAGAAGGGAGCUGGCCACUGGAAUUUAAAUGGUUAAGGAACAACACAGAGCUCACUGCCUUUUCCAGCGAGUACAGGUAUGUUAUUGGGGCUGUGCAGCGGUCUGAUGCUGGAUUUUACCAGUGUGUGGUACGCAACAGGAUGGGUGCACUCCUGCAAAGAAAGACGGAAAUACAAGUUGCAUAUAUGGGGAAUUUUGAAGGAGGAGACCAGAGAAAAAUUGUUUACCAAGGACAGGCUGCUGUUCUCAACUGUCCACCUGUCAGCAGCUAUCCAAGACCACAAGUCACCUGGUUUAGAGAUGGACACAAGGUCAUCCCUAGCAGCCGAAUAGCAAUAACCCUGGACAAUCAGCUCGUAGUGCUUUCAACAGCUGGAGAAGAUGUUGGUCGCUAUUCCGUGCAGGCAGUAAACGAGAAAAAUGGGGAAAACAAGACCAGUCCAUCUGUCUACUUGAACGUAACAGAUGCUAGCAGCCCUGCUGACCCCGUGGCUCCAAAAAUCAUAAUUGCACCACAGAACAUCAGUGUGGUGGCAGGAAGUGGUGAAGCUGUACUUGAAUGUGUUGCAAAUGCAAGACCAAUUGACAAACUGAAUAUUUCAUGGAAAAGAAAUGGUGUGAAACUCACAAAUGGAGUUGGCAGUUUUGGGAGACGCUUAACCAUUGUAAAUCCAGCAUCAGCUGACAGCGGAAUAUAUACGUGUGAGGCAGUAUUAAUAGACAGCAGUGUCAAAGCAGCCGUAGCCAAAGUCUUUCUGUCCAUCACAGAGUCACCAUAUUUUACUGUAGAGCCAGUGAGGAGAAUUGUGGGAGAAGUAGAUAAAGAUGUGGAUAUUACCUGUCAAGCUAUGGGUGUUCCUUUUCCAACUCUGGAAUGGUACAAGAACGCAGUUUCUGUUAGCAGACUUCAGAAUCCUCGAUACAACAUGACAGCAGGUGGUGGACUUCAUAUUCACAAACUGCAUCCUGAUGAUUCUGGGCUUUUCCAAUGUUUUGCAAGAAAUGCAGCUGGUGAAAUUCAAUCUUACACAUUUUUAGAUGUUACUAAUAUUGUGCCGACCUUCAAACAGCCACCUACAGAUGUUACAGUUACGGAAGGACUAAUUGCAGAAUUAUCCUGUGAUGUGUCCGGGGCGCCAAAGCCUGCCAUAAUGUGGAAGAAAAAUCAGCAUAUUUUGGCAAGUGGCUCAGUGCAGAUACCCAGGUUUACACUUCUUGAGUCUGGUGGUCUGCAGAUCAGAAAUGUCCUCCAAGAAGAUGCUGGUACUUACACGUGUUUUGCAUCCAAUUCCGAAGGAGCCAUAAAUGCCUCAGCAGCCCUCACUGUUUGGAGUCGUACUUCCAUCUUGCUGCCUCCUGCAGAUCAGAGCGUCAUCAAGGGAACCAUGGCCAUUCUGAAGUGCAGUGCAGUUCAUGACCCCCACGUCUCAAUCAGAUACAUAUGGAGGAAAGAUGGAACCUUUAUUAACCCUGACAGCAAUUCAAGAGUGUCUUUAGGUCAAAAUGGUUCUCUCUACAUCAGUCAAACUUGGUCAGGUGACAUUGGAGACUAUACUUGUGAAGUGCAUUCAUCAGCGGGAAAUGAUUCUAGAUCUGCCCGUUUGGAAGUCAUUGAGCUUCCUCAUGCUCCGCUGAAUCUGCAGGCAGGCUUGAACUCUUUGGACAGUCGCUCUGUCAAUCUGGUCUGGGUUCGUCCCUUUGAUGGCAAUAGCCCCAUUCUUCACUACGUAGUUGAACUUUCAGAGAACAAUUCCCCAUGGAAGGUAUAUUUAUCAGAGGUGGACCCAGCAGUGACUGGUAUCACGGUCAACGGGCUUACUCCAGCACGUUCUUAUCAGUUUAGAGUGAGUGCAGUGAAUCGGGUCGGGAAGGGCCGGUACAGUGCGGAAACCAACAGGCGGUCAUUGCCGGAGGAGUUCCCAACUGCCCCGCCAAAGAAUAUUGUUGCCAGCGGACGCACCAACCAGUCCAUCAUGGUUCAGUGGCAGCCACCUCCUGAAACAGAGCAUAAUGGCGUGCUCAGGGGCUAUGUCUUAAGGUACCGACUGGCUGGCCUUCCUGGGGAUUACCAGUACAAAAACAUUACUAGUCCUGAGAUUAACUACUGUCUGGUGAAAGGACUCAUCAUCUGGACACAGUAUGAAAUCCAGGUGGCUGCAUACAAUGGAGCCGGGUUGGGAUUGUUCAGCAAUCCAGUGAUGGAAUAUACUCUGCAGGGAGUGCCUACAGCCCCCCCACAGAAUGUGGCGACAGAAGCAGUCAAUUCCAGCACUGUAAAGUUUUCUUGGAAUCCUCCCCCUCAGCAGUUUAUCAACGGCAUCAAUCAGGGGUACAAGCUUUUAGCAUGGCCAUUGGACAAUCCUGAUGCUGUUACAAUGGUAGCUGUUGCUCCUUAUUUUCACGGGUCGGUUCAUGUAGGAUAUAUAAAAGGCUUGAGGAAAUUCACCACAUAUCAAACGUCGGUUUUAUGCUUUACUACCCCAGGAGAUGGACCUCGGAGUCCCCUUCAGUUGGUACAGACACAGGAGGAUAGGCCAGGAGCAGUGGGACACUUGAGCUUCACAGAAAUCCUGGACACAUCACUCAAAGUUAGCUGGCAGGAACCGCUGGAGAAAAAUGGUAUCAUUACAGGUUAUCAGGUUUGUUGGGAGAUUUAUAACAAGAGUGAAUCCCGAGUAACACAGCUGCUGCCUAAUACAACCUUGGAGUACAAGGUUACUGGGCUGACCUCUCUCACCACUUACACCAUUGAAGUGGCUGCCAUGACGGCUGCAGGAGUUGGAACAAUGACAUCAUCAACGAUUUCCUCUGGAGUACCACCAGAACUUCCUGGUGCGCCAUUUAAUCUCAUCAUCUCCAACAUUAGCCCUCGCUCAGCAACGUUGCAGUUCCGUCCUGGUUAUGAUGGUAAAACCUCCAUCUCUAAAUGGAUUGUUGAAGGACAGGUUGGAACAAUUGGGGAGGAGGAAGAAUGGAUACAUCUCUUUGAAGUAGAGAAUGAGCCUGAUGUCAAGGUGUUGGAGAUCCCAAACCUUACACCGUAUACACAUUACAGGUUUCGCAUGCGACAAGGAAAUGUGGUUGGCAUAGGCCCUGUUAGUCAGCCAUCUCGUGUUAUUCAGACACUACAGGCCCCACCAGAUAUUGCUCCAGCAAGUGUCACAGUGCGAACAGCAAGUGAAACCAGCCUCUGGAUACGAUGGAUUCCUCUUCCUGAAUCUGAGUACAAUGGAAACCCAGAGUCUGUGGGCUACAGGAUUAAGUACAGGAGCUCAGAUAUGCAAGGGCCUGCACUGACACAGGUGGUGAAUGACCGGAUGGAAGGAGAGAUGACAAUUGAGGACUUAGAGGAGUGGACAGAGUAUGAAAUGCAGAUCCAAGCAUUUAAUGCCAUUGGAGGAAGCCCUUGGAGUGAAGUUGCCAGAGGUCGUACCAGGGAAUCAGUUCCUUCAGCUGCCCCAGAGAACAUCACCACAGAGGCAGUAAGUUCUACACAGGUUUUAGUCAUGUGGUUUCCUGUGCCUGAAAUGGACCAAAAUGGACUUCUCAUGGGAUACAAGGUCCUGUAUCGAGAGAAGAACUCGGAUGUUAACUCUCCUCCUUUUAGUCAGAUAGUAAAAGGAAACAUAACACAGUCCCUGCUUUUGGGUGGUCUGCGGAAGUAUGUCCUUUAUGAGAUCCAGUUGUUGGCAUUUACUCGCAUGGGAGAUGGGGUCCCUAGCUCACCACCUGUUCUGGUGAGAACCAAAGAUGAUGUUCCUGGGCCACCUGUAAGACUUGUGUUUCCUGAUGUCAGGCUGACCUCUGUACGUAUUGUGUGGCAACCUCCAGAAGAGCCAAAUGGAAUAAUCCAGGGGUACCAGAUAGCAUACCGCCAGACUUCAGACAAUCCAAACAAGUUUACCACAGUGGAAGUGGGAUCUACUGUCAGGCAGUUCAUGGCAACAGAACUGACUCCAGAAUCGACCUACAUAUUUAAAGUUUCAGCCAAAACCAGACAAGGCUGGGGAGAGCCAACUGAAGCUGUGGUGAUAACCACAGAAAAGAGAGUUCACCCCGAACCGCCAAAAGAUCUGAUGGUUCCACAAGAGGAUGUGCAAUCCCGGAGCUUACUGUUGCGUUGGGUCCCUGGUGGUGAUGGAUCUUCCCCAGUACGGUACUUCACAGUUCAAACCAAAGUGCUGCCUGAUGGGGAAUGGCAGACACAUUCAUCUUUAAUCAGCCACGAGGCUAGAUCGUAUGUGGUAGACAGGCUACAGCCAUAUACUUCAUAUAAACUACGUCUGAAGGCAACAAAUGAUGUUGGAGACAGUGAAUACAGCCUUGAGACUGAAGCAGUCACCACGCUGCAAGAUGUACCCGACGAGGCACCAAUUAUCGUUGCUGUUACCCCACAGACUCCGACUUCGGUCCUUGUCCAGUGGCAGCAUCCAAAAGAUAACAGUAUGAAUGGUAUUUUGACUGGCUAUCGUAUUUACUACAGAGAACUGCAAUAUGAAAAUUUGACAAACUCCAAGGAGGUUAAAAACCCUUCGGCUCUGCGAGUAGAACUAACCCAGCUGAAGAAAUACAGGCGCUAUGAAAUUGUUAUGACAGCUUACAAUGUCGUCGGAGAGAGUCCUGCCAGUUCACCUGUUGAAGUGUUUGUAGGAGAAGCUGCUCCUGCUAUGGCUCCACAGAACAUUCAAGUAAACUCUGUCACGGCAAGGCAGCUUGAGGUCAGCUGGGACCCCCCUCCCAUUGAAGCCCAGAAUGGUAAUAUCCAGGGGUACAAGAUUUAUUACUGGGAAGAAGGUUACCGGAAUGAGACGGAGCGAAUGAAGGUGUUGUUUCUACCUGAAACUACUGUGAGACUGAAGAACCUGACAAGCUACACUGUUUAUGCUGUUAGCAUUUCUGCAUUCAAUGCUGCAGGUGAUGGACCAAAGAGCGAUGCAAAGAAAGGCAGGACCCUCCAGGCAGCUCCUAGUGUUCCCAGCUUCUUGACAUUUUCCGAGAUCACUUCGACUACACUUAAUGUUUCGUGGGGAGAGCCAGCAUUUGCAAAUGGAGUUCUACAAGGUUACCGUUUGGUUUAUGAACCUCUGGCACCCAUCCAAGGGGUAAGCAAAGCAGUGACAGUUGAUAUUAGUGGAAAUUGGCAGCGCUGGCUGAAAGUUCGAGAUCUCACCAAAGGAGUGACUUACUGUUUCAAAGUUCAAGCCAAAACCAUAGCUUUUGGACCAGAGUUGCAGGCUAAUGUUUCAACAGGACCAGCAGAAGGAUCUCCAGGUGCUCCAAGAGAGUUUUCUGUUACCAAAUCAUCUUCUGCUUUUACCAUCACAUGGAAGGAGGAAGAAGCUGGAAAUGGUCGCACAGCUAGCUAUACCAUAGAAGCAAGACCAUCAGAUGAAGGAUUGUGGGAUACUUUUGUUAAAGAUGUACCCCGGGGCACUACAUCAUACACCAUCAAUCUUGAUCAGUUGAAACAAGGUGUAAGCUACGAGUUCCGUGUGGUGGCAGUGAAUGACUUUGGGUAUGGUGAACCAAGCCUGACUUCACCUGCAAUGUCUGUGCAGUCAGAUAAGCCGUUCUAUGAAGAGUGGUGGUUUCUGGUGGUGAUGGCCCUCUCCAGCCUAAUUCUUACCCUUCUGAUAGUGUUUGGCCUCGUUCUACAUGGUCAGAAUAGAAAGUAUAGGAACUGCAGUACAGGUAAAGCUAUUUCCAGUGUGGAUGAGUCGGUUACAUUGGAUAAUGGUGGCUUUGCAGCCUUAGAGCUCAACAGCAGGCAUCUGAACGUCAAAAAUACGUUUAGUAAGAAGAAUGGGACACGGUCCCCUCCUCGCCCAAGUCCUGGUGGUCUGCACUAUUCUGACGAAGAUAUCUCUAACAAAUAUAAUGGAGCUGUGGUAACUGAAAGUACUACGCUUACUGAAAAACCUACUCAACUCACCGAAUCCGAGGCAUCUGAUUCAGAAUAUGAAGAUGAUCUGCCCAAACAUUCCUUUGUCAAUCACUACAUGAGUGACCCAACAUACUACAAUUCCUGGAAACGCCAGCAAAAGGGAGCCAAAGCAACAGGCACAUAUGGUUAUGAGGAGUGCGCUACAGCAGAAUCAGAACCAUAUUUUCAGACUGUCAUCACAACACAGAGUUCAGGAGGAGUAUACACCCCCACGGGGCGACCUUCCUCAGGCUCACGAACUCCAGUAACAGGAUUUUCCUCAUUUGUUUGAUAUGAAGGAGCCUGGGAAAACAGAAAAUAAACUGUAGCUAUGGUUUGCUGAAGUCUUUAUGCCUUGCAGACUCUUUGAGCAGCCUCUCCAAUAUUUGCAGUGAUCUGUGGGUAGAUUUUUUUUUUGGGGCAGCAGAAUGAGCAAAGCUCUAAACCAGGGGCAAGUCAAAAAUAGUUAUACUCUUUUUAUAGUGCUCCUGUAAAAUCAAGCAAUUCAAUUAAAUUGCUUGUCCUUUAUUUCUGUUUUUCACAGUAAUUAUGAUUUUUAUAUUUUAUGCAAAUGUCAAAAGGAUCUCAACAGUGAAAUAUUUAUUCUGCAUAGAUUCUUUGAAUAUAAUAUAUACUCUGUUAAAAUUAUUGCUGAAAUAUGCCUUAAUAUAUGCUGAUAAAGGUUCUACAGAUGGAGAAGCAAAGGUACUUUGAAACUUUUUCCCCAAGAAGAGGACCAAACAAGUUAGGUCAUCGCCACAGAUUCCUAGUUGUGAAGUUUAGUUGCCUUAAAAUUGUUUGUCGAGUUAUCUUCAUAGCAUUCACAAAUGUUAGGGAACAUAAUGAGUCCCAUAGGAAAACAAUUUUUCACAUUUAUUGGGGAAGUAUUGCAGGCCCUGAUAGCAACUGUAAAUAUGACUAUUAGAAAAUUAUUCAUAAUUUUGAAAACCUUCCUUUCCUGCCGUAAAGCACAGCCCUAUUUCUAGGUCCAAAUAUCUGCUAUGACUUGCCAAAGAAUAUAUUGUAUCUUAUUAAUCACUUUUAGCACCAGAGUUUAUUUUUAUGAGGAAAUAACAUUGUUAUUUUUUAAACAAUUACUGGUAUAUUUUUAUGUGGAUAGUUCCCCAAUAACAUUUUAUUUAGUGUGUUAUAAUUCAUGCUUUCAGAGCACCUGUAAUUUUAAAUGUUACCUGAAAACUAAGCUUUGCCAAUGUAGCGCAGCUUGGACACUUUACAGGAAAAUCUUCAAAAUCAAUUUGUCUAAUAAUUACAGACAGGAAUUUGCCUCAUAAUUUGAGGCACAUGAGAGUCACAUGCCAGACAGAGCUCUGCAACCCUGUAAGCAUAUGACCCUCUCCUAGGAAGGGCGGUGAUGUCCUUUCAUUUUUGAAUUUUGUUUUCCUUGCCCUCUCAGGAAAACUGUAUUAGAAAAUCUAAACUAAAUAACUUCUGUGUAGCGCUCAUCACAUCCGUCACUGUGAUUGCUAGAAAUAACAAAGACUUGGGAGUCGGGGUGGGGGGGUGAUAACCCAAGCUGAGAAUUUUAGCAAUAGAAAGCUCUCUCUGUCAUAAUAAAAGUUCUUUGGAGAUGUGUCAAUCAGUGAGAAAGCUGAAAAGUAGAAAAGAAGCAGAGAUUCAGAUAAUGUAAUCUUUAUUUUUGCAAGACACUGGGAGUAGUGUUACUACGUUUAUUUUUCCCCCCACAUAAUGCUAUAAAGAGCAGUUGAAAGUCACCAGCAUCUCAAAAGAGAGACAUCUUCUUCUUUCGGCUUUUCCCGGUUAGGGGUCGCCACAGCGGAUCACCUUGUCCGCUCAUGAUUGGCAGAGGAGUUUUACGGUGUC
Protopterus annectens (West African lungfish) is the source of this 7806-nucleotide messenger RNA. It is a transcript of the gene SDK1, whose product is annotated as sidekick cell adhesion molecule 1. Bases 182 to 6256 code for a protein of 2024 amino acids. The record is from RefSeq and is a predicted model, not a curated record. The transcript has 43 exons. Gene Ontology annotation, molecular function: protein binding. NCBI's taxonomy places the organism in Eukaryota, Metazoa, Chordata, Ceratodontiformes, Protopteridae.